AUGAAUAAAACCGUGCAGGUACGUGACGCACCCCUGUAUCCAGAUGUGAGUUGUUGCUCUGCUUCGUUUGUUACAGUCGCGUCGCACAGAGAGCUGACGCAGGAAGAGUGGAUCGAGGGCAGGCGUGGCGAGCGCGCGAGCGAGUUUGCGCCGCCGUCUGACUACGGCGGCGCCACCUACGCCGCGCAGCAGCCGAAGAAGCGCGGCCGGCCGAAGAAGCAGGCGGCGUCGUCGUCGUCGUCACCGCCCGCCGCGAAAAUGUCGAGGCUGUCGCAGGAGCGCGCCGCCGACUUUGCCAAAGCUCAGCACCAGGUGGCGCUGGAUGCCGCGCCGCGGCCGGGCCUCGACCUCGACGAGUCGGCCGUCUCUUCGGGCGACCCGCUGCUGGAACACGUGUGGUCCUUUCAGCCGGAGACGAAACUCAAUGCUCACAACUUCGGCGGCGGCGGCGGGGCCGGCCUCUCGCCGCAGAUCCCCGAGUGCAUGAACAACUCGGGCGACGACGAUAUCUCGGACCACCUCGAGGCUGAGCUGCUGGACGGCGACCACCGCCAGCUGCCCUACCUCUCUGCGCCGCCGAAGCUCGAGGCGCCCUGGAAGGAGAUGCCGCCGCCGCGGCCCUAUCCGCUGCCAGAGGUCGCCACCUACCCGUACACGCGCACGGCGAUGCCCUCCCGCCUGCUCGGCAGCGCGACCGAUAGCGAUGGCGACAAGGGAGCGGCGGGUGGCGGCAGCGGCGACGCGGAGGGAGACGUGAAGCCGCUGCAGAGCGUCAGCCUCCCGGAGCCGACGACCCGGCCUCUGCACCACAUGCCGUCGAACGGCACGAAGGCCGGGCCCGGCUUAUCCGGCCUAGGCGACUCGACGGGCAGCGACGACCCAGCGGCGGUGGCGGGUCUCGUGACCUCGCAGGUCAUGUCGCAGCCGAGCGGGGACCGCUCCGCGGCAGCGGCGUACGGCGCCACGACGAACGGCGUCGCCGGCGGCAACGACGAGCGUUUAGGCGGUCUCGAGCUGUCUCGCAGCGAGACGCCGCCCGUCUCGGCGAUUCCGACCACCGAGCCGCUGCCGGCGUCGUCGGCCGCGCCGCCCCCGCCGCCGCAGCCGGACUGGUCCGGCGAGAUGCCGAUGCGGUUGAGCGUGCCGUUCCCGAUGAUGCACGGCCAGUGGCCGUUUCCGACGCCGCCGGGCUACGUCAGCUCGAUCCCGCCGCUGUCGAUGAUCAUUCCGCCGUACUCGAGCAACUCGAUGAGCCAGCUGCUGCCGGGCAUGGCGUGCGCGCAGGCGUCCGGUGACGACGCCGCCGCCUCCGCCGUCGUCGUCGCGCAGCCUGAGCAGACCGCCGUCGUCGCCGUGACGAUGCCGACGGCCUGCGUCGCCGCCGCGGAGCCGGCGAAGCUCGCGACGAAGCUGCCCAGCUUCUCGUCGCUGUUCUCGCCGCGCGUCUCCGUCGUGGCUGCCGCGGACGCGACGGCGGGGGGGUUGCGCGAGCCGCACGUCGUCAUCACGGUGGCGGACGUCGCCGGCGCGAUGACGGCGCCGCCGCAGCAGUCGGUUGCUGCGGUCGUGCCCGUGCAGGUGAAGCAGCUGGUCGUCGACGGCGGCAGGGGCGGCGUCGCGCGCGCGCACCAGCCGAGCCUCGCCGUGCAGUUCGGGCAGGUGCAGUCGACGCAGCCGAUGGCGGCCGUCAUCCUGCAGCCUGCGUCGAGCGCGGCCGAGCAGCAGCAGGGGGGCGGCAUGCUCACGCCGGUCGUCACCGUGCACCACCAGCCGCAGAUGAGCAGCUCCUACCUGGUGCACUCGCCGCCCGUGCGGCCGCACUCCGCCCCGCAGACGCAGAACGCGCGCAGCCCGCAGGUGCGCCGCAGCGGCCCGAGCCCGAAGCCGGUGCCCGACAGCGACCCCGCGGUCAUGGAGCGCGUUCAGAACAUCCUCGCGCAGUACCGGCAGGCGGUGACUGACCUUGGCGAGCAGGCGAACACGCCCGCGCCGCGCCGCAAGUAG
Priapulus caudatus is the source of this 2004-nucleotide messenger RNA. Its product is annotated as verprolin-like. The record is from RefSeq and is a predicted model, not a curated record. Bases 1 to 2004 code for a protein of 667 amino acids. The transcript is spliced from 3 exons. Lineage: Eukaryota; Metazoa; Priapulida; Priapulimorpha; Priapulimorphida; Priapulidae.